Molecule: messenger RNA, 1817 nt
Organism: Grammomys surdaster
Lineage: Eukaryota; Metazoa; Chordata; Mammalia; Rodentia; Muridae
Gene: CUNH6orf118
Product: chromosome unknown C6orf118 homolog
Exons: 10
Coding region: 10-1497 (495 amino acids)
Source: RefSeq, a predicted model, not a curated record
AGAGGGGCGAUGGCUGAGGAUAUGGAACCUGAUUUUUACCUAAAGUGGAAGCACUGUGAGACACAGGGUGUUAAGACUCUAUGCAACCUGAGGAAACUUCUGUCCCGACUCCAGGAGGACCACAGGAAGGAUAUCUAUGUGUACACUUCAGGACACCUGAACCCCAGGAAGCUCUACAAGCCACCGGAGACCAUUUUCCAGCACUGGCGCAAUGCAAACAAGUCAUGGCAGAAACCCAGCACCUCCACAUCCUCUGCCAUCUCCUCUAUUUCCAGAAAAGAACAAGUCUCAGAGAUGAAGGAUGCUUGGGUUCGCUUUACAGUGAACACAGCCCUGCAUCCCGAUGACACACACAACACGCCACUGUUCAGGUAUCUGAACCCACGAAUACAGUCCUCCCAUGCCCUCAAAGAAGGUGAAACCUCCACAUCUCCACAGUAUGAAGAGGAAGAGGAACUAAAGGAAAGACCUGUGUUUUCCCGGGAAACACACAUGAAGGAAGAGCUCAGGCUGCCUGAGAUGAAAGUCCUCAGAUACUCAGAGGUGGUAUCCAGCCGCCAGUGUUCCAGGUCUGCCCCAGGCAGGGAUGUGUACCAGUACAUCAGCUCCUACCUAGCUGGUAUAACAAAAGCUGACAGAUACAAGAAGUUCCUAAGUUUCCAAAGAGAAGUGCUAGCAAAGGAUGAUAUCCUGAAGUAUGAUUUCACGGGGAGCAAGGUGGCUGUGAACCAUGAGAACAGACUGAAGGAGGAGCUCCAGAAUAUAUGCACCUACAACCCCCAGCAGUUCAACAGGUUGCAAGUCUUUGGGGAAAUCUUUGAGGAUAUUUGCAACAGCUCUUUGAUCUUCGGGGAUCUCCUGAAAGAGGUUAAGGAUGAAUAUGAACUUUACAUGGCAGCUCUCCUGGACUCACAGCUCACAGCACAGUAUCAGCGGCUCCUGGCUGAAGUCAAGGGGUUGGAGAAGAGCCCAGUGCACAGCAGUGACAUUGAUCAAGCCAAGGAGCAUCUGAGGAAGCUCCAGCAGGCUGCCCUGGAAGCUCUGGAGCGCAACAACAGACUCAGAAAUGACCUGGAGGCUGAGAGCUUACUGCUGCAGUCUGCUAAGGAGAAAUCAGAAUUAGCUAGUAGGAAAAUACAUGACGAGAAACAACUCACUCUGAUUGAAAGGGUGGAGAAGAGGAGAUGUGAAAUCUUUGAAAAAUGGGAUGAGAUUAAAGCUCUUGAGAAACACAUCAAAGAAACUCUGGUGCAUUCGAGAGUGUCAGAUAUCACCGAGAACGGCAUCAAAAGCAUAGAGAAUGAAGCUGUAAAGUUGGAAACAGCAAACAGAAUCUUAAAGAAGAAAAUAAAAGUCAUUGAAAGCCAUGUGAAGCAGCUCCUAAAAAAGAGUAAGGUCAGCGAGGAGGAAAGGCAGGUUCUCUUGGAUCUCAUUAGAGAAUAUGCAGAUGUUGAGGAUGUUGAAGAAGAUUCUGAAAUGCUUGGAAAACUGACAUAAGGAAGUGUCUGCUUCCCAGCCCACCACCUGGAUAGGUCAAUGGAGAUAUUUCUUCUUGUCAUCUUUCCCACUGAUAACAUCAGUGUGGGAUGUGCACCAUCCUCAGUAUGUUGAUAGAUGUAUCUUCCAUGUGAUUCGUUUGACUUUAUAUGUGCAUACUGGUCCUUGGUUCAUCUAUUAUUCAAUAACUUUUAACUGGACAAAACACGUUUGAAUAUUUAAUAAGAAUGGAGAUUUUAUCCUGCUGGGAUGUAUAUCAGUUCGGUUUAAGUGCUGACAUGUUUCCACACAUGCAUUUAAUAAAAUAAACAUCAUACUCA